Messenger RNA from Aethina tumida (small hive beetle), 2452 nucleotides. RefSeq lists its product as uncharacterized. The transcript is spliced from 5 exons. Lineage: Eukaryota; Metazoa; Arthropoda; Insecta; Coleoptera; Nitidulidae. The coding region runs from base 93 to 2069 and encodes 658 amino acids. The record is from RefSeq and is a predicted model, not a curated record.
AUAAAACGUGAAAUUCGUUUAAAACCUACAUUUGAUUAUUGAGCCAUCUUAAACGAGAUCUAUGCCAAAUUAAGGGGCUGAACGUCAGAAUUAUGUGGGGCAUAGGGGUGUUUAUUUCCCUAUCAGUCUUAAAUGUUAUAUGUCAAGAGGAUUCCUUAAGGUCCGCUUUAAAUGCCAUUGAUCGUCGCCAGGAAGAAUAUCCUAGAUACGAGGAUGGGGAAUAUGGAUAUCCGAUGGAUAGACCAGAUGAUUUGAGCUUUAUUAAGGCCGCAUCAGAUUAUAAUUCUGAUAAGGAAUCGAUGCUAGAACACGCACUGUACGACUAUCUGGACGACCAAGACCAGGAUGAUAUGAAGAAACGCAUUUCUUCUUCCUUCCGCGAACGAGUCGAGGAAGACAGACAAAAGCAGAUCGAGGAACUGGCAAGAAACUACCUGGCAAACUUGGAAAACGAAGAGGAAUAUGAAAACGAAAAUGGCAAUUACGAAGACCUCAUCCGUGAGCUGUGGGAAAAAUACCGGCGAUAUCCUCAACCUUCUGCUUACUCCGUCGCUGAAAGAAACAAAAGGUACUACCCUCAAUUUGGAAUUGGAGAAAGCAUGGGGUUGCGCAAAAGAAACAGGUACUACAGCUCAGACACUCCCACCGAUUCGUCGUUGUACUUAAUGAACUAUGUACCACGUGAAGACGUUUACAAUCGAUUGCAAGAGGACUCAAUCGAUAACUCACCCUACAAGCAGUACCGUGAACGGCGAUUCAAUAAGCUAAGACAACACGGCUAUCAACAAAUCAAAAGGUUCCCCGUAACCAAACGAAGUAGCGACUACCUUCAAAAAGAUAAACCGUCAACGACCAAACCCGACGCCAAAAAAGAAACCGACCCGAAGGUCGCCAAGGAACUGAGCAACGUGUUCGGACUCGACACCACCACAACAACUACUGCCAAACCGACAAAAAACAAUAAAAAGGAGCAUAUCGUGACUGAAAAGCCCAAGAAGACCAAAAAGGAAAAGGAACAAAAACCUCAGCGACCGGAGGAGACCAAGGAAGUAGCCCUGCCAUCGAACAACGAGAAGCCGCUCCAAAUUAAGAAGAAAUCGAUCGAUUGGUCCGAUUAUUUCGGUCUGGACAGGCGCAAGAAGGCCGAGGCGCCCGAAAAUUUGAACAAUGAAUGGCUGAUUGAAAGAUACCACAAGGCGAUCGCGAUGGCUUCGAAGAGGAACGCCGAACUGCCGCUGCAGUCGUUCAAAAAUCACGACAUGCCGGACAAGAAGGAGAGCGCCGACGACAAGGUCCAAACCGAGGAGGAACGAAUCAGCGAGAUGGACACGAAACUGAAGAACAUGGAAGACACGAUUGUCGACGACGCGUUGAAGUACACGGGCGCACACGAAGGUGCGACGGACUCCAAAGAGGUGCAGGAGGUUAAGAACAAAGUGAUUGCCAGAUUGGCCGCCGCGUACAGCUUGGAGAAGAUGCGGAACGCUUUGGGCGAAUACAAGCUGGCCGUGGCCAAGGAACGUGAGAGACUUAAGCAACAGAGGAAGGCGGAGGCUGAGUCGACGUUUCAGGAGGAGAAGAGAACGUCUGUCGCAAGGAAGCAAGCCGUUGAUGAAAGGAAGAACCAAGAGAUGGAUAAUAAUAUCAAAUGCACCCAGGGCAACACCGAGGAGUGCUUGGAGCAGAACUACGGAGCCUCGGCUGAACUGCUCGAGCACCACUUUGGACAAGAUGAAUGUCCGGUGAUUGAAAAGGCUUGCAAUGAAGUCGCUCUUAUUUUGGGGAAAAAAGGACAUGUUUUUGAAAAAGCCUGCAAUAUGUACCAAAUGUGUUUGAUUUGUACGAAUAAUAUUGGGAUGUCUCCGAUCCAUCACUGCAACGGUUUGUUUUUGGCUAAGGCGAAUGAAUUGUGUCACCCUGAUGAGAAUUGUCAACGUGAUGCGAAGAGUUCCUUGCGAUUUUUGUUAGAUAUUAAUAGAUCACUUCAAGCUGACACUUCAACUCAGGAACAAUGUGAGUCACAUUGUCCCAACAUGGAAACAUUGUCGGAACUCUUCGAUUUGCGAUAAAUGUCCUCAUAAUCAAAUAUAGAUGUCUGGUUUUGGAUUCACUUCAUCAUUAAUCAACAUCUUAAAUGCUGAAGCAUAAUGCGACCUAAUAUAUCUCUUCAACGUUGAUAUCUCAAUGUUGUAUAAUUGUACUUAUCAUAUAUGUAUAUGUAUAGUUAAUAUUGCUUCAGAUCAAGAAUAAAUUUGUUGUUAUUAAAUAUAUUUAAAUUAUGUUUAAACAAUGGUCUGAUACCUUAAAUAUAAAUAGAUGUACUCUAUUUCUAGUAGAAUAUGUGGUUAUCAAGAUAUUGUCCAAUAUGAUUACCAACAAACUGUUAUUGUUUUAUAAAGUUUCAAUUGUAUUAGACUUGUACUUUUCGUGACAAUAAAUAUUAGUAACAGUU